Molecule: messenger RNA, 3708 nt
Organism: Carassius auratus (goldfish)
Lineage: Eukaryota; Metazoa; Chordata; Actinopteri; Cypriniformes; Cyprinidae
Product: voltage-dependent calcium channel beta subunit-associated regulatory protein-like
Exons: 10
Coding region: 112-2718 (868 amino acids)
Biological process (GO): negative regulation of calcium ion-dependent exocytosis; negative regulation of voltage-gated calcium channel activity
Cellular component (GO): secretory granule; plasma membrane
Molecular function (GO): transmembrane transporter binding
Source: RefSeq, a predicted model, not a curated record
UAAACUCCUGCCGCUCGGAUGAGAUGUGACGCGCUGCUGGAGCGCUUCUAACGCGUCCCUCGCUCGGACAGCAUGCAUCACACAUAGGCGUCUCACACACGCUUUCAGACCAUGAGUGAUGAGUCUCCGUUACAGACGCGCCUCACCACUGACUCACCGCUGGCGUCUGGCUCUCAGGAGAACUACGUUCUUCUGCUGGUGCUCCUGUGUGUGUUCGCCGGAGGGACGCUGGUUCUUCUGUCCGUCCUGCUGAUCUUCUGCCACCGCUGCUGUCGAGGAGAGCGACGCUUCUCCAGAGCCAGUGAUGACCUGGAGAAAACCAACACCACAUACAUAGAGGAGAGUCAGCCGACGCAAGACGCCAGCAUCAGACCGGAGAGCGGAGAAUCACUGUCCUCCAGCGGUCAUGGAGACACAGACGCGCAUCACUUCCUGUCUGCGGCGCUCACCGGAAGACGGGUGUCUUUUAAUGAGGCCGCCAUCUACGAGCAGAACGCCAACGACCAGGAGACAGGUCGAAGGUACACGCUGACGGAGGGAGACUUCCAUCACCUGAAGAAAGCUCGUCUCACACACCUGCACAUGAAGAUCCUCACCAUCCUGGAGUGUGAUUCCCCGCUCCUCCAACACACAUCCCUCUCCAUAUUCCAGCCCGCCGGGGGUCCCGUGCUGGAUGCUGCAGGAUCGUGGAGCGCUCUCAGUCCCAGCUGUGCUCUUCCUGGAAACACACACAGCUCCAGCAUCAAACCGUCUCGAUCACACACGAUCGAGGUGAUGAACAGAAGCCUGCUGAUGGACAGAGAUUCCACUUCCUGUCCAGCACAGGGCACCAUGUUCCACUUCCUGUCCAAACUCAGACGCCAUGCAAGCCUGGAGGGAGCGGGUCCGUUCUUCAGCGUCAAGAAAUGGAGACGGGACACCAUCCAGAGAGCGGCGAGUCUGGACACCAGAGGUUCUCCACGGAGACGUGGAUUUCAGAGGCAGCGGGCGGCCAGCGAGACUCUAGAUCAUGUCGAAGAAACCUUGCAGGGUGGAGUCAGCGACUUCUUGUUGCAAAAACCCACCACCCAGCCUCAGAAGGAGCAGCCAAGACGCCUCUCUGCCGGUUCUCUGGACACCACCUCCGGAGCUCCUCCUGCCCUCAGCAGGUUAGAGGUAGAAGCAGUAAUGGAGCUCAGAGUCAACACAGAUGCAGUGAAAGACAUGACUCCAACAUUCCCCUCCACCCAUGGACCUCCAGAAGAGGAGGAUGGUGAAGAGGAUGGACAGGAGAUGAUGGCAGAAGCGUCAGGAGGCGGUAGUGAAGAGUAUGGACCAGUGACUCAUCAGGAGAGUCUAGAGCAGCACAGCCUGUACCGAGACAUCUGGAGCCUGAGAGCAUCACUGGAGCAGUACGCCUCCUCCGACCUGAGCAGCAACGACAGGGACUCCACUCGCAGCGAUGCUGACAGCGUUUGCUCAGCGGGAGCAUCGAGAGCGGCCGUCCCUGGCUAUCAGUCACAAGACAUCGAUGAUGAUAUAGACGGGGACGGAGAGCUUCCAUAUGAUGACAUGGUCAGGGAAGCUGAGCAGAGGAGAACUGGACGAGACAGUGUGGACCCGGAGAGAGGAAGCGACGGAGAGACAAACAACCGGAAGCUUCUGCAGAUGGACAGCGGAUACGCCUCAAUCGAGGCUCCUUGCAAGGCUCCGGAGGAGUUCAGAUUGUUUGGAAGUAGCUCCGGAAAGACAGCAUCAGAGCGUCGCCGCUUUUUCACCAAUUCUGGACGCAAAGGCACGGUUUGUGAGAGUUUUGAGGCACAGGUUUUUAAGGAAGAGCUGGAAGACGAGGUAUCGGAGAGCAGCCUAAGUUUGGAGACAGAGACUCCCGUUACGGGAGAACCUCAACCCACGACCAAACACAGGCCGUGUUUCCGCCGCAGAGACUACAGCAUUGAUGAGAAGACAGAGGCACUGUUUAAUGAAUUCCUACGCCAUGACCCCCAGUUUGACCAGCAGGGCUCGCCCUCCUUGCGUCACCGGCACCGCUCCAGAAUCCAUCUCAGGAAGCAGUGGCAGCGCAGCAAACAGUACAGCGACCCCGGUGCCACUCGAUUAUCACCAUCUCUAGAGCGACAGCGCUGCUAUCCACUCCGCCGAGGCGACAGCGCCAACUUCCCCUUAGACACACGCUACCACAGCACCUUGCCUCGCAUCGCUAGCGCCGCGGACGAGGAGGUCAGCGAGGGAGCAGCGAGUAUGGAAUCGCCCGAGCCUGAAAAAUCCGAUCCAGAGCUGGAGGAUGCUGAUCCGCUCUCAGAAACAAGAAGUUCUGGUCCAGACCGGGAGGAAAACGCAAACAACAGCAGCAACAACACAAGCCCACAUCUCUUUUCAUUGCAAACGCAGGACACCAGUGCCAGGGACUGUGGGAUACUGGAGGAAUUGGGAACAAAUGCUGAUCCCGCAGAUUCACAUAAACAUUCACAGAUGGACCGUGGUGGACCAGUGGCUACAUUUAGUUCUCAUUUGCAUUUACAUACAAACACACUCAGCUCGAAUCCCACUGAUCCGGAUCAGGACUCGGACUACAUCCAUUACAUACACACUGAGAUCAGUCCGUCAGACAAACUGGCGUCCACACUGGACGAUCGGCUCUACUCCGACCUGAGGACUCAAAGAGGGAGUCAAGAGUGUGUCGUGACUGUAAACCGCACCUCACCAGGUCUAGAAGAAUAAUUCUGGUUCUGGAAGGUGAAAACUCGGCUUCUUUUAAGCACACUAUAACACUUCCUAGCUGUAAGGAAUCUGCACAAUUAAACAAAGACAAAAAGGUAAUCACCCUAGAGGGCAGGCAAAUAACUAAAUAAAUCAACACAUACAUACCCAUGUAACAACUAUUUUAACGCCAAAAAAGAAAUGGUACAGCGCCACCUGUUGGAAAACUGACUUUUUAUUCAGAUCUGUUUUUUGGAUGUCAGUAACUCCUUUUCCACCAACAGGGUGCUGGGAAACUAAUGUCUUUCUCACAUAAAGAACAAGAACUCGAUAGCAACAGUGACACAGAUCUAGAUCUCGGCCAUUAUAAUGAACAAACACCCUGGUGUGCUGACCAUCAGGAAAUUAUUUCAGUAAAUCUGUUUGGUGAAAGACAUUACACACUUCAGAGUAAAUGUAAGAGUUUAAACAGUGUGAACAUAUCCAUCCUACGCUAGAAAACCUAUUAACUUCAUUUCACCAAGGGACUAAACAUAGAAACACGGAUCUGCAUUCAAACUAACUUCCACUGAAACAAUCUGCAGACGUUUGGUGCUUCAAUCACAUUCCAGCCAAGACUCAAUUACAAUCAGCACUGAACAUUUCUAAUUAAACCCCUCUAGAACACUUCAGUGACAGUGAAGCUUGAGAUUUAACAUUGAUGAGGGUUUUAAAAGCUCUAUUUUAUGAGUCCUGAACAUCAUGAAUCAGUGUAAUUAAAACAUUAAUGUUAAGAUGAUCAUUGAUCAAUAUCUCAGUUUCAUACCUUUAUUCAGAUCAUGAUCAUGUAGAUCAUAGAUCAUGUUUAGCAUCAGGAACGCAGGGUAGUGUUGGUGAUUGUAUAUGUACAUCUAGAUCAAUCUGAAGUAUCAUUUUUAAAGUAUAAUUCCUUUGCAAUAGAGGUAAUUUUGUUGGUUUAAUGCAAAAAAAGAAAACAAUCAAGUUGACUGAUUUAAAUUGUCAGCUAUUAUC